AUGACGCGAAAAGUUGCCGCUGCGGCCGUCCUGGCAACCGCAGCACUUCUACUGCUGCACACAACCUUCUUCGCCUCCGUGGCAGCGGUGGCAGUGGCCCCAACACAUGUGUCGUCGCCGCCGAUGGCGGCGCAGCGCCAACGCCUCCGCUCCUUCGCUGCCUAUGCAGAGCGGGUCGGGGUGGCUCUGGAGCUCUUCGUUGGCAGACACUACGAGAGCGAUACUACUGGCAUCGACGUCAGUGCAAGCCACUUCACAGAAGACAGGCAGCUGCAUCCUUCUGCAAGCUCCGCACCCAUGCCAAGCGUCGAUCGCAUGCCACUGCUUGCAGUUGUCACGCAGUGCCUGCAGCAUCCCCACGUCGUGGUCCAGUCCAGCGUUCAGUCGGUGAUGAGGCUCGCCAGCGCUGGCCGCACGCUUGCGUCCGUCUUGGUCGGAGCCUCUUUCGCCAAGGAGACAGACGCACUCCUCGCCAAGGUAGAGGCAGAUGCAGACCUCGGCGCGGAAGUGGGGAGUGCCACAGCGCCGCCUUUCAUGUCGCCGACCAACAUGCACACUACCCUUGCACCUAUUCAGCAAGCGGCCCGGGCGGUGAGCACACCGCGCACCGACUUCGCACCGCUGCGCCAGGUAUUUAGCAGCGCGAUCCACCAGCAGGCGGAGACGCUGGUGACGCAGCCUGCAGAGGCGACCCCUCUCAGCUGCAUCAGCGGUGUCAACGCCUACUCUUCCAACGCCAUCGUUGCAUGCAGAAACUCCAAUGACACCUACACUGCAGCGGAGUAUGUGUCACUUUCCUCGCAUGAAAAGGAGCAGUGCAACGGGUACAUCUCCGAAGAGGAGCCGUUCACACAGACCUGCGUGUGCGCGCAAGACUACUACAUGACCCGCGUCAACGAAAGCAGCUAUCUGUGCCGCAGUCGACCGCUGGACGUACAGGUCCUUCUCGAGGACAAACACCUGUGCUUCAGCCACGCUGAUGUAGCGCUGGGGUUGCCCGGAACCAUGGAAGGGGAGUACUGCAUCAAGACGAAUCGAAACAGCACGCUGCAGCUGCCUGUCACGUGGAAGUACAACUUCCUCAGCGACGACGCCAUGCUGGCUGCAUCGGUAUUCCGUCAUCAUGUGCCUCCCCAGGUGCCACAGGAAUCAGAAGGCCUACAGUGGGUGGUCAUGAGCGGCACCAGAUCUGUUAUGGGCCACUACAGUGAGCUGUCGAUGAGCACAGACGUCUUCAGCUACUUGGUGGCCGGCUACGCUGGUUCGGGUCAGUUGCCGCCGUCGACGAACGACGUCGGGUUUUACUUAUCGGCCAACACGGAGCUGCUUGCCGCCGCCGCCUUCUCGGCUGUGUUCUGCUUCACCUCGCCGCGCAAGACGAAAGAUCAGCUGAAGGAGGUGCCACUGAAGACAGAGUCAGUGCUGAAGCAGUAUCUCGGCAACCCCAAUGGCGUCUCCUCGCACUCACUGACCCUCGACCUCUCCACCGUCCCUAACGAGUUCGUGGAGGGCAACCAGAUGUACGUGGAGGUGGGUCUCAAAGGGGGCCCGUCCAUCUACUACUACCGCGUUGCCCGCAUUCACGUUUCUUUCACGGACCUCACCGAGCCACCCACCAACGCGCACGAGUACAAGAAGCCGCUCGACCCGCUCUACACUCUCCUGAUCGCCGCCGCCAGCACCCUCGUCAUCGGCACCGGGCUGGCCGUGCUCUGGUACCACUGCAUGCAGCCCGAUGACUAUGACGACCGGCUCGUGUCGGCUGCGCAGCGUAAGAAGGCGCAGAGGCACCACCCUGGCGUGAACUCAAGGUCCGACAACUAA
Leishmania major strain Friedlin is the source of this 1824-nucleotide messenger RNA. RefSeq lists its product as hypothetical. NCBI's taxonomy places the organism in Eukaryota, Euglenozoa, Kinetoplastea, Trypanosomatida, Trypanosomatidae. The record is from RefSeq and is a predicted model, not a curated record. The transcript has a single exon. The coding region runs from base 1 to 1824 and encodes 607 amino acids.